Molecule: messenger RNA, 1602 nt
Organism: Fonsecaea erecta
Lineage: Eukaryota; Fungi; Ascomycota; Eurotiomycetes; Chaetothyriales; Herpotrichiellaceae
Exons: 2
Coding region: 1-1602 (533 amino acids)
Molecular function (GO): hydrolase activity
Source: RefSeq, a predicted model, not a curated record
AUGGAGAACAUAUCACUUGACAAUUUUCGAGAGAACUUCAGCUUGCAGGCCGAGAACGUUCAUAUCAAUGGUUUUAUAUCAAAGCAGGGUGUGGCCAAUUUUCUGGGCAUUCCCUACGCCCAAUUUCCUGCUCGAUUCCGAACAGCCAGGCGGGUUGAGCUUGGUCUCCUCCGUGGACAGCUGGAUGCAUUACGAUAUGGGCCUCGCUGCCCGCAAAAGACCGACAACAUCCACCCCAUGAUGCACCACAUGUUUGAGAAACUAUCGAUGUCGCAGAGGUGCGAUGAGACCACUUGCUUACACCUCAAUAUAUAUGCUCCACCAGAGUCCGUGGGUGUUGCAAAGCGCUCAUCUUUACCGGCCUUUGUCUACAUCCACGGAGGGGGGUUCAACAAUGGAGACAACACGACAGAAUUCGAUGGCAAUCACCUCGUGAGAAGGUCAAUGGAUCUCGGAAUGCCAAUCAUCAUCGUGACGCUCAAUUACCGUCUGAACAUUUUUGGCUUUUUGGGCUCGAAAGAGCUUAUAGAAGAAGCCAAAUCCCUUGGUGAAACUCCGGUUCUGAAUCAAGGUCUAAAUGACCAGCGUCUUGGCCUUGAAUGGAUCCAAAGGUCGAUUCAUUUUUUUGGUGGAGAUCCGUCAAGGGUCACUCUAUCCGGCGAGUCAGCCGGCGCCGCAUCCGUCUUCUGCCAUCUAAGAGGCGGCCACGCGCUCUUUCAACAAGCUCUAAUCCAAUCAAGUCCUAGGCCUCGUCUGAGGACGCUUGGGGAAGCACAGGCUGCUUUCGAUCAGCUUUCCAUAUCGGCAGGCAUAGCAAGCCAUGCGACAGGCAGUGAAAAACUGGCUGGCUUGCGAGCUUUGUCGCCAGAUCGGCUUCUUGAGUUGUUUGACGGCAGCGUCUCGAUGCCCAUUGAGGAUUCUAAUUGGUUUGAGCAGCAACUGAAGCAAGGGGGUAACGGGUCGUCAGCUUCUUGGUUUGACUUGCCCAAAUGGUGUUCGAGAAUCAUCAUGGGCUACACAAAAGACGAAGCAGCGCUUUUUCUGACACCUUUUCAGAACCUGCCGGAUGCAGCGCUGGUCGACUAUGUGCGAAAGCUUGUGCCGGACAUUGGAGAUGACGCCCUGUUCUCCAAUGGCAAAAGUGCUUUGCAGACACUCACUGAAUGGGCGACUGAGGAGACGUUCGUCAAGCCAACCAUGGAUAUGCUCUCGGAGGCGGCUAAGCAGGGCACCACGGUCUACGCCUAUGAGAUCUUCGUCGUUGACCCUUUUCCAGGCCCACUCCAUGGGUACUCGUGGCACUCGUUUGGCGUGCCGUUGACGUUCUAUGAACCUCCGGCACGAGUCUACGCCCAGAUCGCGGCGACGCAAGACAAGAUGUCUAGAGCACACAUUAAGUUCUUCCACGACCUUGAGCCGUGGGAAGCGUUCAGUGCUGGAAGGCGAAAGAUGCGCUGGAAUGGGGAGCAGACGCAAUUGGUGGACACGUCAGUGGCGGAGAGGAGAGAGGAAGACGACAAGGUGCUGAACCUGACAUGCAGAACGUCUAAAGGAACAGGACAGGAGAUUAUUGCGGCGGCGUUGAAGAUGCAGACAUCCUAG